CCAGGCUCUUCUGAAGUGUUUUUCAAAAUGGCGGAAUCAAUCAGUUUCUUUUUGAGAAAGAAAUCGAAUAUUUAGAUGAGUAUGUAAAAUAUGAGUACUAGGAAAACAAUCCCAAAACAUAAACAGCAUGUUGCCUCAGAGAGAUCCAUCAAAUCAUCAGGUGUACACUCUGCAGACAGACUAUUCUCUUCGACCCCAGAAAGCAGUAAAACAACCCCUCCCGACAGAAAAACUGGUAAUAGAAGCACUCUGUGUGAUUGGGUUGAGCAGAAAGAACUGCCAAACACAAGCAAAAUACAGAACAAACAGAUGAAAAGGGAUAUAAAGUUACUCCAAGAAGAAAAUGAAGAGUUGAAAGCAGAACUAACAUAUAUCAAAUCUUUGUACAAGCAACUUAUAGAAGAACUACCAAAUGAAAGAUUUGAUGAGAGAAGAGUCAAUCUGCUCAAAUCACAAGUCAUUCAGCUAGAGAGACAGGUCACUUUGCAAUCUUGGGCCCUUAACCUAAGAACAGAUGUCCUCAUAGAAAUUGAGGGUCAACUUCUUAAUGUUAUAGAUUGUUUAAGAUCUAUGCAGACACCUGAUGUUACAACUUACAGCAAAAUCUCAGAUCUGUUGUGCACUGUUGAAGGGAUUCGUCAUUAUCUUUCCAAGACUAUAGAACCUACAAAUCCAGAAACACUCGCCCUACCUGCUGUUUUUAUGGGAAAAUUUUUAAAAUGUGACAAGAAAAUGAGCAGUAACCAUCAAACCACCCUAAUAGAUAUGUGUAGUGGCAAGUUUGAUCAUCUCAAUCUCAGACAUGUGUCAAAACUAGAAUCCAAAUUGUGCAAAUUGUACAAGCAAAUGGUUUGCCUGAAGGAAGUGCUCCAGGAAAAAUGUAUAACAUCAGUGACAGGAAGUGACCACAUUGGACAACCAAUCAGAGAUCACAUGAAUGCACAUGUACAAGCAACAACAACACUUCUUGAAGACAGCUGUCAAGACCUUCUCUCUCUGUCUGUAUUGAUUCCAUCAGCACCGUGGCCACCACUUAAUAAGCAAAUUAGACCAGACUUGAAUCUAGAAAAUGUGAUGUCACAUAUGCCAUCCAGUUUAAGCAGAAAGAAAGAGGAAGAGAUUCGGUCAGUGAUUGAUCCUCUAAUGAAGGCUGUCAGUUAUGAUCAACACAUGCAUUUAAUUGAGAUAAAGAUUCUAAAAGAAGAGUUAUCCUUUCACCAAAGAAUGUAUCAGUUACAGCUGGACUAUACUGAGUCAGUACUAUCAUCCAUCAGAACUGCAUACACAGAAUUUGAGAAAAGCACAUCUGAAAUGUUGUGUGAACCACUAGAAAGGAUUCUAGAGUAUUACGAAGCUCUAAGAACCACCACAUCUGAAGAAGACCUUAGACUUUUUCUUACAGCAUUCAAAGACAAUGCUGAAAAGAUUUCAGAUGCUGUUGAAUGUCUUCAGUCUCACAGAAAUAAAGAUUCUGCAGGAAGCAUUGCACUGUCAGAGUAUUGCCAGAAUUUCUUGGAUAAACUGAACAGUUUAAUAAAAGAAUGUGCAAUAAAAAGAGAUACACUAAUGAAGAAACUUAUAGACUUGAAAAAACAAGAAAGUGAAGAUCAAUUGAUGAAAAAACAAGAAGGAAAUUAAAGCUUGCAUUUAUAGAUGUCAAAUAUAUAUUUAAAACGAAGGGGUUGUUAAUAAAAUAUAAACUAAAAGAUACCAUUGAAGGCAUGAAUAUAAGGGAAAGAAUUAAGAUGCGUUGGCUAUAAAAUAACAAAAACAACAAAGGGUGAUGAAUCAUAAUCUAAAAAAUAUUUGUUUUAAGUUAACAAAAUUCCCUAAAAAGACUAUAGAUUUAGCCAAGUUCUUGAAGCACCUCAAAAACUGUAACUAGUGCAUAAAAAUGAGGAAUGUUUCUAUGACAACCAAUGCUAGUACUGAUUAUUUUUUAUAAUGAAGUACUGAGAUCUAUCUACAGCAGGAGUACCUAUACUCAUGUCUAAAGCAGAGGAUCAAUCAGCUCUACAGGUAGAUCUAACAUGACAUGAAUAUGCCUGUCUAUAGUUACAUGUGGUAUUUAGAUAAAAACCUACUAUUUCUUUGCAA
Molecule: messenger RNA, 2097 nt
Organism: Actinia tenebrosa (Australian red waratah sea anemone)
Lineage: Eukaryota; Metazoa; Cnidaria; Anthozoa; Actiniaria; Actiniidae
Source: RefSeq, a predicted model, not a curated record